Molecule: messenger RNA, 8208 nt
Organism: Lytechinus variegatus (green sea urchin)
Lineage: Eukaryota; Metazoa; Echinodermata; Echinoidea; Temnopleuroida; Toxopneustidae
Exons: 2
Coding region: 894-6497 (1867 amino acids)
Biological process (GO): DNA integration
Molecular function (GO): nucleic acid binding
Source: RefSeq, a predicted model, not a curated record
GUCACUGCAGCAGUAUGCAGUGAAGGUUUAUAAUUUUAUAUUUACAUGUUUUUUAUUAAUUAAGUUUUUCAUUCUUAAAAUGAUAUUUAGUGUUUGUCCAUAAUGAUAUCUUAUAACUUGCUUUCAGUCUACAGAUUUUGAUCAUGUUUAGAUAUUGAAAUUAGUCUAAUUGGAAUAUAUAUCUAGUAGGCAUAUAUAAUAUUUUCUUGUACAUAAAGCUUUUCAUAUAGUAUUCAGUAUGCUUACAUGUAGUAGAUAUAUACUUGUACAUAUUUCAGUGUUAUAAGAACUAGACACUCUGAUUAAAGAGAACUAUGUUCUCUGUGAAGGUUCUAUUCAUUCCCAGAGGAGCAAUUGUCUGGACCUUCAGACCCUUAGUACACAAACUUGGCCACAGUAAUUGUAGAACAAUGACCCCCUUUCAGUUUGUGCAGCCCCCCUUUUCUAUAGUUUCAACUUGUACUGGUAGAGCUUGGCUUGGGUUUUUAGCUUUUUGAGAAAGCCAAGUCAUUACAUUUCGGAAAGCCAGCGAGUUAACAUCAUAUUUUAGACACCUCAAAUAUUAAGUUCGAUCUAUCGAUACCUUCGAUUCAGUUUCAACAGUUCAAAGCCUCCAAUUGUAUUCUAUCUACCUACUACCUACAUCAGUAACUACAUACUACAUCUGUAUCUACUUUACUUGAUGUUACAUGAGAGAUUUGCAAUUAAAUUCGAAUCGUCAUCGGUAAUUCUCUCUGUUCGGAAUAAGUUUCUUUUGGAGUGCAUUGUUCUUCGAACCCCCCUUCGAACUCGACCGAAACUCCUUACUUAGCAUCUCGUGUUAAGUGAGGCAGCCACAAUAGAAUACAAGGGACUGAUAAUUCGUCGAUGAAACUGGAUUUCGUGAUUUCGCUAUGGAGAAUCAAACAGAUGCUGUGAGUGUUGUCAGUCACAAGUCAGCGCGGAGCAGAGCAAGUAGAUCUUCUCGAGCAAGCAGUAGGAGUGAUCACCUUAUUCUACGUCGCCAGGAAGCUGCCAUUAAAGCAAGUUCGGCAUUCGAUGAAGAAGAGGCUAAGCUGGAGUUGACACUUCGAAAUUUAAGGACACAACGAAAGCUAGCUUGUCUUCAAGCCGAACAAGCUGUUCUGGAGGAGAGCGCUGAGUCUGAGUUUUCUCAUGGACCCGAAGAAAACCACGAUCUCAAAGACAUAAAAGAGGAAAACGAAGCAGAAAGGAUUUCACGUUUUCUUAAUCGCCAGGGAGAGGAGGAAACUCCUGUCGUUACACACCUAGAAUUGGGACAGUCGUCCACAACCGUGAGUAAUUCAUCUGACGAUAUUCACAAGAUCGUCUCCUCACUUGAAAAACUCGCACAGUCAUCUCUUGAACAAGGUGUGUUAAAUCGUCAUAUGUUGAUUCAAGCCCAGUUACCAAAAGUCGAUGUUCCUUUGUUUUCUGGAGACCCACUUAGCUACCCUCUGUGGAAAAAUUCGUUCGACUCAACCGUACAUACGAAACCACUUGAUGAUGGAGCCAAAUUGAAUUUGCUUCACAGCUGUGUCGCUGGGAAGCCGAAAGAAAUUGUUCAGCACUUUGUUUUGAUUGGCUCCCCGGAUGCGUAUGAACAAGCUCGAGAGACUCUAUCUAGACGGUACGGCGACCCGACGGUUGUAAGCUCAGCCUUCACUUCUAAGCUAAAUUCGUGGGGACGCAUCAACAGCCGUGACGCAACCGGACUUCAAGAUUUCUCAGACUGCUUGGCAAAGGUCGUUGCUGCAAAGAAGUCAAUAAAGAGCCUGGGGAUUUUGGAUUUUCCUCAAGAAAAUUCAAAACUCGUCGAAAAGCUCCCCUCAUACCUCGAAAGCAAGUGGAGGGAUGAAAUCGAUCGCUACAAGGAAAAACACGGGAGACAGGAAUACCCUCCUUUCAUCGCCUUCGCUGAUUUUGUGAGGAGAGCGGCGGACAAAGCCAAUAUCCCAGAGCUCAGUGCUUCUGUGCGGGAGCAGAUAAAGCCAGUCAACCCGAAGCCAAGUGGAAAGCAUGCUCGAACUUUUGCUACUGAAGGGAAACCUUUCAAACCUUCAGGCAAGCCAUCCAAGGACAAGACCUGUCCAUAUUGUCAAGAUAAUCAUCUCAUCGAAGAAUGCUCCAAGUUUAAAAAUAUCACCCUCGAAGAGCGACGGACAUUCUUCUUCGAGAAGAAGUUGUGCUUUGGAUGUGGGCUGCACAGCAACCACCGGAGCAAGCAGUGUAAAGCCAGGCGUUCGUGUACUGUUUGCGAAGGAAGGCAUCUAUCCUGCUUCCACUCGUGGCAGAAACAGCCAGUCAAGCAGGAAGAAGCAACCGCAAACUGCACCUCGGUCUGUAGUCUCCAAGAAGUUCAAGGAAAAGACCACUCGAUGAUUGUUCCUGUGUGGGUGAGGAGUGUCAAUAACCCAUCCAAAUCAUUCUUAGAGUACGCGUUAUUGGACGAACAAUCUAAUGUCAGCUUUAUAUCACGCAAACUCUACAAUAAGCUAAACCUCCAAGGCCAAAAAACCAACCUAAAGCUGACUACGCUGCAUGAUACUUCGAUGAUUGAUACUUUCAAGGUGCAGGACUUGGAGUUGCAAGACCACAAAAGGCAAAACAUCGUUCGCCUACCCACUGCCUUUACCAGGGAUGACAUUCCUGCCACAAGGUCUCAAAUUCCAAAGACUCAGAUCGCUGAAAGAUGGCCUCACCUCAUCCGCGUGGCAGAAGAGAUGAUGCCAUAUGACCAGACUGUCGAAGUUUCUCUUCUCAUCGGAACAGACUGCCCAAGUGCAAUUCGACCUCGAGAAAUCAUCGCUGGAGGAGAAGCGGAACCUUAUGGGCAGAAAUCUCUACUUGGUUGGGGAGUCGUCGGAAGAAUCUGCAAGGAUCCAAUCGAAUCAAGUUCAGCUAGCUGUCACAAAAUAGCUGCUGAAUUGUACCAGAACCUCGCAUUCCCAACCAAGGCCAAGGAACUUCUCAUCGAAGACAAGGUGAUUAAAGCUCUAGAGACUGACUUCAAACAUGACAACUCGAAAGAACCAAUGUCAAUUGAAGACCAUAGAUUCCUUCAUCUCCUUGAGGAGGGAAUAGUGAAGAGACAGGAUGGGCAUUAUGAAAUGCCACUUCCACUAAAGACAGAUAAUGUAAGCCUUCCAUCAAACCGACAAGUAGCUGAAAAACGAUGGAGACAGCUAACAGCUCGUUUCAAGAAAAAUCCUCAGUUCCUGAACGACUAUCGAGCCUUCAUGGAUGAAGUUAUCAAGACCUGCGCAGAGAGGGCACCAGUUCACAGUGUGGAAGGGAUGGUCAACUAUGUUCCCCACACAGGAGUGUACCAUCCUCGAAAACCGGGCAAGAUUCGUGUCGUUUUCGAUUGCUCGGCAAAAUGUAAUGGCAUCUCCCUCAAUGACCAUCUUCUUCAAGGCCCGGACCUUACUAAUGGACUUCUCGGCGUCCUAUGUCGCUUCAGGCAAGAUGAUGUCGCUUUCAUGGCCGACAUCAAAAGCAUGUUCCACCAAUUCUACGUUACUGAGAAGCAUCGAGAUCUUCUUCGCUUUCUCUGGUGGGAAGACGGCAAUCCAAAUUCCAACGUGAUCGAAUAUCGGAUGAAGGUGCAUCUGUUCGGAGCGACAAGCUCACCAGGCUGUGCCAACUUUGGUCUCAAGAGGGCAGCAGAUGAUGGUGAAGAGGAAUUUGGGAGUGAAGCUGCCAACUACAUUCGUAAGGAGUUCUACGUAGACGAUGGACUGAAGUCGGUAUCGACAUCGGAAGAAGCUGUUGCACUGCUGAAGUCAGCACAAGGGAUCUGUGAAAAAGCAGGGCUUCGACUUCACAAAAUUAUGUCGAACAAGAAGGAAGUUCUGCAAAAAUUCACAACAGACGACAUGUCCAAGGGCUUGGCUGAUCUGAACCUCGAUAUCGAUCCUCUACCUCUGGAGCGUGCUCUUGGUGUAGUCUGGUGUGUUGAGAGCGACAGUCUCCAAUUUCGCAUCGAGCUCAAUGAUCGACCCCUUACCAGGAGAGGUGUCUUGUCAACUGUCUGCUCUAUAUAUGACCCUAAUGGCUUCGCUAGUCCAGUGACUCUACGUGGGAAGCAGAUCUUGCAGAGUUUAUGCCGAAGCAAGAUUGACUGGGAUAGCCCAAUUCCAGAAGACAUCAGACCACAGUGGGAGAAAUGGAGAAUGGAGAUAAGCGAACUGGAAAACUUAAAGAUUCCACGCUGCUACAAGCCCCAGAACUUCGGUUCAGUCAAGCAUGCUGAAUUACACCAUUUCUCCGACGCCAGUCAAAAUGGUUAUGGUCAGUGCUCAUACCUUCGACUUGUGAAUGAAGAGGGUGAAGUAUCGUGUUCUCUUGUCAUCGCUAAGUCUAGAGUGACCCCUCUCAAGCACCAAACCAUUCCAAGACUUGAAUUAGCUGCUGCUGUUAUCUCGGCCAAGAUGAGUGCGUUUCUUCGCAAAGAACUGACAUAUCAUGAGAUUCGUGAAUACUUCUGGACAGACAGCAAAAUCGUGUUGGGGUACAUCAGCAACGAGUCCAGAAGGUUUCAUGUCUAUGUAGCCAAUCGAGUGCAACAAAUACGCAACGUAUCUGAUCCUGCGUCUUGGUACUACGUAGACACUUCAACCAAUCCAGCAGAUGAUGCUUCUCGAGGACUCACAGCAAAAGAGUUGUUGGAGAGCAGCACUUGGCAAGCAGGUCCAGGCUUCCUGCAUGAGAAAGGACUGUUUCAUCCUCCUGAACCCAUUCGAAUUAAUGUGGAAGAAACCGACCCAGAGGUGAAGAAAUCAACAACGCUGUCAUCUAGAGUUGAAAUUCACAACACCUUCGACACCAGCCGGUUAUCGCAUCUCUCUAGCUGGAACCAAGCCAAGAGAGUAAUAGCCUUGUGCGUGAGACUCAAGCAGCGUCUAAAGAUGAGAGAGAUCAAGCUCAAAAAAUCGCCAUCUUUGAAGAGACCAAUACCUAGAAUAUCUCUGAGCGUUGCUGACCUCCAGGAAGCAGAGUUGGAAAUUCUCGGCUUAAUCCAGAAAAGGCACCUUGGUCGCGAGCGAGAGGUACUCACCAACCUGGAUGUGUCAGAUGACAACAAUCGACAGAUUGCGAAACGGAGAAAUGAUGACAUAAAGCCAACAAGCUCAUUGUAUCGAUUAGACCCAUUUCUGGAUAGCAAAGGUCUAAUUAGAGUCGGAGGUCGAAUUCAGAGGGCAAAUAUCCCAGACGAUGUGAAACACCCGGUCAUCGUCCCCAGAGAUGCUCAUCUAACAGCACUUCUUAUUCGGCAUCACCAUGAAGAAGUGAAUCAUAUGGGCAGAGGAUCGACUCACAAUCAGCUUCGUCAAGCUGGUUACUGGGUGAUAGGUGGUUCGUCAGCUGUCUCAUCCAUCAUCACCAAGUGUGUGACCUGCAAGCGACUUCGUGGACCUCUGGAGAAGCAGAAGAUGGCAGACCUCCCGACAGACAGACUGGAACAGGCUCCUCCAUUCUCUUACUGUGCUGUCGACUACUUUGGGCCGUUCUCGAUUACCGAGAAACGAAGCACAGUGAAGCGAUAUGUAGCACUGUUCACCUGCAUGGCAUCCAGAGCUGUUCAUCUGGAAUCAGCCAACAGUCUCGACACCAGUUCCUUCAUCAACUGUCUUCGAAGAUUUGUUAAUCGCCGUGGACCAGUCCGACAAAUUCGCUCUGACAGAGGAACUGCUUUCGUUGGUGCCAGAAAUGAGCUCCGAGACGCCUUAAAACAGAUGGACCAAGACAAGAUCCAGCAGUAUCUUGUUGAAAAUAACACUGACUGGAUUCCCUUCGUAAUGAACCCACCUCAUGCAUCACACAUGGGCGGCGUAUGGGAGCGCCAGAUUCAGACAGUUCGUCGUGCUCUAGAACCCCUAAUGAUGUCUGCGGGAAAACAACUAGAUGAUGAGGCAUUUAGAACAUUUCUUUCUGAAGCAGAGUCGAUCGUCAACUCAAGGCCUCUUACAACACAGAACCUGAGCUCGUCUGAUGCUCCAGAACCAUUGACACCUAACCAUCUCCUGACUAUGAAGGCCAAGGUAGUCCUCCCACCGCCAGGCAAGUUCCAGAAAGCAGACAUGUAUGCUAGAAAAUGGUGGCGUAGAGUCCAACAUCUUACCAACGAGUUCUGGACGAGGUGGAGGAAAGAAUAUCUAACCGACCUGCAAACUCGAAAGAAGUGGGCUCGUCCAACGAAAAGUCUUAAAGUCGGCGAUAUCGUCAUCUCCAAAGAAGCAGAUGAUAACCGUGCUCAGUGGCCCCUUGGAAGAGUGUCGAAAGUGUAUCCUAGCAACGAUGGGCUUGUGCGCAAGGUCCAACUCGUCAUGGCCGAUUCAUCGUUAGAUAGCCAGGGCAAGCGUAAGAAACAACCCACCAUGCUGGAAAGACCUGUACACAAAUUGGUACUUCUCUUGUCUCCAGAAGAGACCUCGGAAGCUAGUGACACAGAAGACCAAGGGAUUCCCCAUCAAGGAGCCAGCACAACACAAUGAACAUUUCAUUUGAUUUAAUUAUUUUCCUUUGUUUUCCACUUUUUGUUCUUGUCUUUCCUCUUUGUGAUUUCUUUUUCCACUCUUCUCUUGAUAGUUCGCUCGAGUAGACUUUCACUUCAUUCUUUGUUUCUGUAUUUCUACCUUUCUUGUUCUCAACUACUGUAACCUUUUAUCUCCUUUCUAUUUCUCUCAUAAUCUACUUUCAUAUUUUCGCUCAAGUCAGUUGAUUCUAACUAUUGUAUCGUUGCUUUUUGUGUUAAAAGCGCCAGCUGUUUUAUUUUGAUACUCGUGACAAAAUUUGUUUAAAAAUUAUGUAAAGUCGUUUUCGUUUAGCUUUGGAUUGGUAACUGCUAUAAUUAAGCAGUUAAAGGAGCCAUGUCACUGCAGCAGUAUGCAGUGAAGGUUUAUAAUUUUAUAUUUACAUGUUUUUGAUUAAUUAAGUUUUUCAUUCUUAAAAUGAUAUUUAGUGUUUGUCCAUAAUGAUAUCUUAUAACUUGCUUUCAGUCUACAGAUUUUGAUCAUGUUUAGAUAUUGAAAUUAGUCUAAUUGGAAUAUAUAUCUAGUAGGCAUAUAUAAUAUUUUCUUGUACAUAAAGCUUUUCAUAUAGUAUUCAGUAUGCUUACAUGUAGUAGAUAUAUACUUGUACAUAUUUCAGUGUUAUAAGAACUAGACACUCUGAUUAAAGAGAACUAUGUUCUCUGUGAAGGUUCUAUUCAUUCCCAGAGGAGCAAUUGUCUGGACCUUCAGACCCUUAGUACACAAACUUGGCCACAGUAAUUGUAGAACAAUGACCCCCUUUCAGUUUGUGCAGCCCCCCUUUUCUAUAGUUUCAACUUGUACUGGUAGAGCUUGGCUUGGGUUUUUAGCUUUUUGAGAAAGCCAAGUCAUUACAUUUCGGAAAGCCAGCGAGUUAACAUCAUAUUUUAGACACCUCAAAUAUUAAGUUCGAUCUUUCGAUACCUUCGAUUCAGUUUCAACAGUUCAAAGCCUCCAAUUGGUAAGAAUAGUUUUAUACUUCACUAUCAUAAAUAUUUCUAUGUUAAUUUCUUUAAAGUACUAGUAAUAUAGUUAAUUUAUAUGCAUUUUAGAACUCAGUUUAGGAUAUUUCUUAUUGCAAAGUUGUAGCUUUAUUUCGAGAUCAUCUUUAUGAUUAAUAAGUACAUUACAGUACCUAUAUUUGUCUUCACUUUAAAUGGUUUGAUUUGUAAAUUGUUAGCAGUAAGUUUAUUAAUGUCUUCAUUAAUUUCUGUGAUGUUUUAUCUAUAGUUCAUGAGACAUAUUUGUUAGUAAAGCUUUCUUGAAUAUUUUGUUAUUCAUAUUAUAAGGAAAUUCCAUUUAGUUACAUUAAUUAGUCUGUACCUAUGUAAUUGAUGAACUUAUUAUCAAUUUCUCCUUUUAAUGCUAGUUUGUUACAUAAUCCAGUUUUUAUGUAGUUUGUUUAGUUUAUUCAUAUUUGUUUCACUUAGCUGUUAGAAUAGUAAUUUAGCAUACAUUUUCAAGUAUUUAGUCAUAGCAUAAAGUCGCAUUAUUAGUUUUCUUUCGUAAUAUCAUUUGUGAAUUUGAAUACUAAAUGUUCGUUCUAUUUGUUCUCUUUUUCUCACAGUAUUCUAUCUACCUACUACCUACAUCAGUAACUACAUACUACAUCUGUAUCUACUUUACUUGAUGUUACAUGAGAGAUUUGCAAUUAAAUUCGAAUCGUCAUCGGUAA